GGUUUCAACAAGCAAGGAUUGUGAUAGAGCCAUCGAAUCGCCGUAAAAUUUCAAACUUGCUGAAUAAUGACAAGGUUCUCCGUGUGAGGAUGAAUCAAGCUAGUCCCGGCGCUGUGGUGGGCACGUGUUUGACCAUGUGUCCCGCAGCAGAAAUAGCUCUGCGAGAGAGAGAGGAACUGAUUCAUCCAUUUGAGGCCUCACAAGAGACCGUUCAUCUCAGGAACCCCAAAGCCGACCCCUCCAAAAUGGUGAAGGCCUAUUCUAGACCAGCUGCAGGCAGAGUUGACCCUCUGUCCUCUGACCUCCGUCCUCCAGCUGUCCUGCUUAGCACUGUGAGAUAUCUAUUGGAAAGAAUAGUGAGUCUCCAGGAGCGUAGAUGGACAGAUGUGUACGAGUAUGUGAGUGACAGAUUGAGGGCAGUACGACAGGAUUUAAUCAUACAAUCCGUCAUUGCAGCCGUCAUCAAGAUCUUGGAAAACACCGUCAUUUUCCACAUUUACUCUGGUUACAAGCUCUGUGUGGAACCUGUGGAUGUAUUUGUCCCGACUCUGAACAACAACCAGAUCCAGGAGAAUCUAAAAUGGCUGCUGUCCCAAUACCAGGAGAGUGACAGUUGCCAUGACAACAGAGUACUGUUUGAAAGUAUAUACUUACUGCAUAACCUGGGAAACAGCGAAGCUUUAAGACAUUACCUGCAGUUGGAGAAACCCCUUAGGUGUAAUCCUUUACUCCGUACAGCAUACCGGAUAAGUAUUGGGUUUUUGUUAGGAAACUACACACGUGUGCUGAAGCUCAUCCAGUCUCUGCCCUCUGUUCAAUGUCAGAUGGCCGUACACCGGCAUUUAGUGGAGCUUCGCAGGAGAUCUCUCCAGGUCAUGUCAUCUGGUUAUAACAGUAAAAACUUGAGAUAUCCCACCUCAAAACUGACGGAGUUACUCGCCCUUGACAGCCAGCAGGAUGCUAUAAACCUGUGUCGACUGUGCGGUUUGUCGGUUGUCGAUGCUAAGGUCCAGUUCCUAAAGGCGUCAUUUAAAGCAGACGUUGAGAUCAAACCUUCCCACGCUGGAUUCAUUGAGCAGAGACUGAAAUGCAUGGCUGUCAAAGACCUUUUUUUCACACAUUCAGGAGAGGACAUUAUUGAAAAGGAGACGCAACCAAAACAGGGGACAGUAAAAGUCAUGACUCUCCCGUACAAGUUCAGAAGAAUGAAGAUAGAGAACGAGUGACUUGAAUCUUAAAAGUGUGGACGGGCCUUGGCAAUUAUUUCAAAGUUAACAAUUCUCCCAAAUUCAUGUGAUGUGAAUUGACCAUGGUAAUUCUCAUCAGCCAUAUGUCUCAAGGGGUUCACAAUCUUCACAAAGUCAUCUCGUAAGACUGACAUUUAUAAUUCUGAUCAUUCCAGGUAUGUUAGGGCCCUUCAAAAUCCAUCCCAUGAACAUGGGCAUUGGUAAUUCUGAUUGGCCAGAUAUUCUAGGGUUCACAAUCCUCCAAAAUCCAUCCCAUGAACAUGGACAUUGGUAAUUCUGAUUGGCCAGAUAUUCUAGGGUUUACAAUCCUCCAAAAUUCAUCCCAUAUAAAUAGGCCUUGGUAAUUCUGAUUGGCCAGAUAUUCUAGGGUUCACAGUACUGCAAAAUUCAACCAAUAUACAUGGGCCUUAGUAAUUCUGAUUAGACGGACGUUCAAGGAUUCACAAUCUUCCAGAACUUAUUUCAUGAAAACUUACCUCGGUAAUUCUAAUCAUCUAGAUAUUUUGGUAUUUGUAAUCCACCUAAAUUCAUUUCACGUGAACUGGCCUUGGAAAUUCUGAGGAUUUUUUUAGAUGAACAUGCAAGGAUUCUAUGAUUUCCAGAUGGUGUGCCUAGUUGAUUUUACAAGUAUGAAGGGUUGUUGCAGGUCUUGGUAGCAGGAGAACUGUAGGAUGUCAGCAUCUUCUCUGUUCUAUUGCCAGUAAGACGCGGAUUGCUAUUCCUUUUCCUGUAGAAUUGCAAUAUGGACGAUUUAAGGGCCUUUUCUUCUUCAUAAAGUCAUGAAAAGCCUGUAAUAUAGCAUUCCUUUUUAACAAAACGGACGAUUUACAUCCGGUAUCCUUCGUUGUUUUACCACAUGCAGUAUCUACAUGUUGGGGGUAGUCUUUUUCUUUUUCUUUUGUUGAAUGCAUCUGGUGUACUCUCCAGCUAAGGCAAAAUGAAAGAUCGGGGAUAGAAGUUCCGUUUUGGUUAGCUGAAUGCAAAAUCUAGGACAUGAGAUCCUUUCUAGGUUCUAGGAUAGGAGUUCCUAUUCUUGUUUGCUAAUAGCAAAUUCUAGGACAGGAGUUCCUUUUCUGGUUUGUUGAAUGGAAAUCUAGGAUAGGGGUUCCUUUUCUAGUUUGCUGAGUGCAAAAUCUAGAAUAUGCGUUCUUUUUCUGCUCAGCUGAAUUCGGCAUCUAAGAUAAAGAAGCUCUUUAGAGCAUUUAUCGUAGGAGUUGCUUGUAGGAGUUGCUUGCUGAAUGCAAAAUUAAUGCUACUAAUUCUUUUUCUCCUUUACGUUAACCUUCAUACAUAUACGCAGCAAAAACAAGAAAACUAAACGAGCUGAUAUCCCUUUACUUUGUGAUAAUGCUUC
Messenger RNA from Liolophura sinensis, 2601 nucleotides. RefSeq names its product SAC3 domain-containing protein 1-like. Gene Ontology annotation, biological process: spindle assembly; centrosome duplication. NCBI's taxonomy places the organism in Eukaryota, Metazoa, Mollusca, Polyplacophora, Chitonida, Chitonidae. Gene Ontology annotation, cellular component: spindle; centrosome; nucleus. The record is from RefSeq and is a predicted model, not a curated record.